UUUAACAGCCAUUGCUUGUCGGUGGCCUCAACCGCCCGGUGGGCGUGUAUCUGAGCCUAGUGCUAUCUAACUAUCUCUCUCUCUCUCUAUCUAUCUAUCAGUCUGAACUGCGGGGCAUUGAUAUUGAUCCUUGCCCACGUCCGUGUGGUGCGUACUCGAAUUGGAUUGGACGGUGGGAGCCGAGGAUGCCCGUGAAUGUCGGCCGUCAAGAUGUCCGGGAGUGAUCGAUUGGAAAACGUGAAUCCGCAGCUGUUCGCCACUUUGGGCGAUCGGGCUCGGCGGGACGAGGAUUGGGACGAGAACGUGACCGAUCCGUUCGAUAGCCGAGAGGUCUUUGAUCUCAUUCGGGACAUCAACGACCCCGAGCAUCCCUUGACCUUGGAGCAACUCAACGUGGUCGAGUUGGACAAGGUCCAAGUGGACGACCACCAGAACUUGGUGGAUGUUACGUUUACCCCCACGAUUCCGCAUUGUUCCAUGGCCACAUUGAUCGGUUUAGCCAUCCGCGUCAAGUUGCUCCGCUCUUUGCCACCCCGGUUCAAAGUGCGCGUGUCUAUCACGCCCGGCAGCCACGCCUCUGAAGUGGCCGUGAAUAAACAAUUGGCCGAUAAGGAACGGGUGGCGGCCGCACUCGAGAACGCUCAUCUGCUCAAUGUGGUCAAUCAGUGCCUGAUCAAACCGACGGAAGAGUAG
Messenger RNA from Tigriopus californicus, 693 nucleotides. It is a transcript of the gene galla-2, whose product is annotated as MIP18 family protein galla-2-like. The transcript is spliced from 2 exons. The coding region runs from base 196 to 693 and encodes 165 amino acids. Gene Ontology annotation, biological process: iron-sulfur cluster assembly. Gene Ontology annotation, cellular component: cytosolic [4Fe-4S] assembly targeting complex. The record is from RefSeq and is a predicted model, not a curated record. NCBI's taxonomy places the organism in Eukaryota, Metazoa, Arthropoda, Copepoda, Harpacticoida, Harpacticidae.